CCGACGCACCCCGGCCACGACCUCGUACUCGGACCAGCGCUGUUCCGACGUCGCAAGUCCAGGAUGAAGGCAUUCCACAACAGCAGCGAGCCAGACGAGUGCCGAUCAGCGUCACCCGGCCUCGAGACGCCAACAGUGACGAGGCGCAAGGAGGCUCUCACUUGGCGGGCCAGAUCAGUGAAGUCAGGGAAGCUGACAAUGAUGUGUGGCAGGCCAGUCGAGACAGGAUACGUCGUCAGGACAACGCUGGCGAGGUAGACAGUAGUGGCGGCAGGCGCAGCUAUUCCACUGUAGCGAAGGGAUCAGGGAGGUCCAGGCAAAGAGACACACGAAGUGUCCUAGCUUCCAUGCGACCAGGACUUGGCGCCCGCUUGCCCCUGAGCACUACAAAAAUCCGUCCCUUCUCUACCGGUCCGGUGAGACCACCAAGUCACUCUUCAAAGCCGACGCCAUCACCUCGUCCAGUGCCUCCCACCCCGCAACCAUUGCCGCCUCGACCAACACCUCAGGCAGCAGCAGCAGCAGCUCCUUCAAGACCCGAUGUGCCCAAAUUUGUCUACAUUGUGGGCGGUGGCGUCAUUGUCCUCGGCCUGGCCGUCAUCUGGAUCCUGCCGGGAGAGUUCACUACGUUGACUACGGAGAAGCUAAAUCACUCGCGGCUCUCAGGCUCUUCUGCUUCCUCUAUGAAGGCUGACAGCUGGAGUACGCUUCCCAUUCUGCAAAGCAUUUACGCCGUUAGUCCAUCUAACCGGGUGGAGGUGAGGGGCUGGAUUAAGAGCUGGGACGAGUCGUGGAUGAAGAGUCUGGCUGAUAUAAAGAGUGGACUUGGCGAGAUUGUCUUGCUCCACCUACUGCUGGCUCAGUGAGGACUGCAGGUACAGAGGCUGCUUCUUCGCCCAGCAUCAAGCUCCUUUACGCCUCUGCGCGUCCUUCCUCCUUCCUCUUGCUGCCCGAACUUAAGGCGCUAGAACAGUCGAAUCCAGAUCGUCUGCAGGUCACCUUGUUCAGCGAGGAAGGUCUUGGCGAAAGCAAUG
This is a messenger RNA of Microstroma glucosiphilum, 1034 nucleotides long. RefSeq lists its product as hypothetical. The transcript is spliced from 3 exons. The record is from RefSeq and is a predicted model, not a curated record. The coding region runs from base 348 to 866 and encodes 172 amino acids. NCBI's taxonomy places the organism in Eukaryota, Fungi, Basidiomycota, Exobasidiomycetes, Microstromatales, Microstromataceae.